Molecule: messenger RNA, 2357 nt
Organism: Desarmillaria tabescens
Lineage: Eukaryota; Fungi; Basidiomycota; Agaricomycetes; Agaricales; Physalacriaceae
Product: Alpha/Beta hydrolase protein
Exons: 18
Coding region: 123-2069 (648 amino acids)
Biological process (GO): proteolysis
Molecular function (GO): serine-type carboxypeptidase activity
Source: RefSeq, a predicted model, not a curated record
CGGUCCAGGGCGCUCGGGACUUAUAAGUAGCCGCCACCAAUUGUACAGUACCAGCGUGCGAUUUUUUAUUGUAUUCUCCCUCAUAAAGGCGACUGCCGUUAGUUCAGGUUCUGUUCGCCUUCAUGUCCAUGAUUCGACGCGUCGUCAUCGUCCUGGCACUCGCGGGUCUCUUCGCAAAGGUCUUGGCAGAUACCCUUCCAAGCUCAUACCCUCAUGUUUAUUCCAACCAACCGUCCACUGACCUUGGUCCUGAUUGGCAGAGCUACUUUGAGGUAACCGAGUCAUUACCCAACGUUACAUUCGAUGUGUCGCGUAGUUUUGCCGGAAACAUCGCCGUUCAACGCGAAGGACAUCCAAAUAAUACACUGUUCUUCUGGGCAUUCGAAAAAGAGGAAGGCUCCCUUACCGCGGACACUAACGGCACCAGCACGGAACCGUGGGGCAUAUGGCUCAACGGAGGACCGGGGUCAUCGAGUAUGUACGGCCUUCUCUUCGGUAACGGUCCUAUAAAUAUUGGCGGUGAUUACAGUGCUUCGCGCAACAAUUAUACGUGGGCAAACGUUGCGGACUACGUGUGGAUCGACCAGCCGGUAGGCGUCGGAUUUGCAACUGCAGACGCCGACGGAUAUGUCGCCGACGAAAACCAAGUGGGAGAGGACUUCAUGGGAUUCCUGGAGAACUUUGUUAAAGUCUUUCCGAGCCUUGCCACAAGACCCCUCUAUAUUACAGGGGAAAGCUAUGCGGGUACUUACAUACCCUAUAUCAUGAAAACGUACUUUUCUAUGUCAAAACCGCCCGUCAAUCUUGCCGGAAUAGGAAUCGGGAACGGUGCGAUCACUUCUGGGCAAGUGUUUGAGCUAUUGCCUGCUCUUGAUACGAUACAAACAUACCCUCAGUUGAUCGGUUACGACCCUGAGGUGUAUGAAUACUUUGAAGAACAGAGUAAUUUGUGUGGAUACGACGUCAAUCUCACGUACCCUCAAGGGGGCAUCAUUCCAAGUGUUCCCUUGAUCCUGCCUACGGAUCGUGAUGUCAUUUUUCUCCUUUCGGAGAUGAGGAUGCGAUCAUUUAAAUCUCAGCUGUUUUCCAAGUUGUCGGGCAGAGCUGAUGAGGUGAAUACACUCACCAGACGAGAUCAGGCAGCUCGAGGUGAGGAAUGGAAAAGGGACCUUACCGGACGAGCCAAUGGAACAAUUGAUUCGUGGUAUGGUUGUCUGCUUCUGGAUGAAUUCAUUGACUAUGCCCUCAACUUCACGUACCCUUGGAAUAUUACUCAGGGCUUCAAUGUGUAUGACAUACCGGAUGCGCUCAAUCCUGAAGUGACUACAGAUGGAACUGUAUUCUUGAAUGAUAAUCAGACCAGGGCUGCACUCCAUGCACCCACAAGCAAGGACUGGGCCCUCAGUAUUGACUACACAUUCGGCCAAAAUGGAUCUGCUGACCCAAGUCCCGAACCAAUGGUAUUCUUGACGGAGCUCGCAACCAAUGCCACUGCACAGAAUAUCACCAUCGUCCUGUACUCAGGCAAUGAUGAUUCUCUCAUUGCGCACCGUGGGACAGAAAUUGCCAUCCAGAAUACCACAUUCGGAGGGAUCCAAGGAUUUACAAAGAAACCAUCGACACCUUGGUACGACGAGUCAGGCGCUUUUGCUGGUAUCGUGCAUCAAGAGAGAGGCUGGAAGUACGUCUUGGUCAACGGAGCUGGACAUCUCGUCACGACAGAUGCGCCUGAGGCCGCUUUCCUUCUUGCUCGAGACUUCAUUCUCGGCAAUAACGAGACUGGCUUGGUGGACGGCGACCGUGUGGUCGGAGGGGAAGAUUCGGCGUUGGCUGUCGACGUCUUGCCUGGCGGAGAUGAAAUCUAUUACGGCGCCGGGACUACUCAAUCAACGUACAUAUUCCCUUCGGCAACACGAUCGGCCUGGGAGGCGUUCAUCCAAACGGCCACCGCCGCUGCUGGCGUAACGUUGGAGAGUCAGAAUGGUGGUCAAGGUCUGUAUCAACUUGAGAGCACUAGCAGGUUCGGGUGGGCGGUGUCUAUUAUUACUAUCUUAUGUUGGAUGCUUUAAACGAUCUUUGAUGAGUUGACGAGUUCGUGUAUACUUUUAUCGCUGGCCGUACUUUAUUUUCUUAUUUUAUAGUGUUAUCAUGCUGAUCGUAUGAGAACAAUGUAACUACUAUAGAAUAUCCAUACAGGUGCGGUGCAGACAAUGAUCCGGAAAUCUAAUCAACUAGAAUAUUUAUAUUCGACGAGCGUGCACAGAAUAGUAGACGGCAACAAGGCCUUGCGCUCUACCUAUUUCAGCUCUAGCGCCGGCGUAAAGGUCAUCAAGGUCACUUGCAUUCACUCCGAGUUC